This is a messenger RNA of Cordyceps fumosorosea ARSEF 2679, 897 nucleotides long. RefSeq lists its product as hypothetical. Gene Ontology annotation, molecular function: nucleic acid binding. The coding region runs from base 1 to 897 and encodes 298 amino acids. The transcript is spliced from 4 exons. The record is from RefSeq and is a predicted model, not a curated record. NCBI's taxonomy places the organism in Eukaryota, Fungi, Ascomycota, Sordariomycetes, Hypocreales, Cordycipitaceae.
AUGGCGCCCGUUGCCAAGGAAUUCGACAAGAUCAUCCAGGACGGCCGCGAGCGAAAGAGAAAUGAAGCACUCGCCAGCCGAAUCUUCUCCAAGGGCCGCCGCCAGAGCGCGCCGUCCAAGCUCAAGGCCGCCGCCGGACCGUCCCUCGCCAGUCGCGUAGGCGUCCGCAAGAUCCCGCAGCGCGCCAUCACCUCGGGCCGUCGGGCGAGCGUGCCCGCCGGCAACGUGAACGGAGAAUGGACGCACGACCUGCACGACACGGUCCGCGGCGGCGGCGGCAGCAGCAGCGCCGCGGCCUCUACAUCCCUCGGGGCGCGCGUUACGCUCCCCGGCCAGAACCUGUUCAAGCGGGCCGUGGCGCGCCAGGCCAAGCUGGCAGCGGCCGCCUCCAACGCCAUGGACAUUGACGGCGGCAGCGGCGGCAAGGGCGCCGCUGCUGCGCGCGGUCAGGUCAAUGUGCGGUCGGCGGCGCCGCGGCAGCAGCAGCAGCAACAGCAGGGGAUCUCGAUCCGCGGCAUCGCGGGGCCGUUCGCCGUCAUGGGGCAAAACUUUGCGCCGGGCACGACGCCGGCGGACGUCGAGAGCGCCAUGACGCCGAUCGGCGGCGAGAUGAUCCGCUGCGCAGUCGUCAAGUCGCAGCCGUUCCUGAUGAUGGAGAUGGUGUUUGCGUCCAAGGAGGGCGCGGAGCGUGUCAUUGAGACGUUCAACGACAAGACGGCCGACGGUCGCAUCCUCAAGGUAUACCCCAAGGUCGGCGGCUACCAACCCGCCGCCGCCAGCAGCGACGUGAUGCAGAGCGUCUCCGGUAACAACAGAAGCGGCGGCGACUUGUUCAGUGACAGGAUCGGCGCCGGGAAGCGCGGUGGCCGUGGCGGUCGUCGGGGCGGGCGCAUCUAA